Calidris pugnax (ruff) is the source of this 4276-nucleotide messenger RNA. RefSeq names its product synovial sarcoma translocation gene on chromosome 18-like 1 (gene SS18L1). Gene Ontology annotation, cellular component: nucleus. Gene Ontology annotation, biological process: positive regulation of transcription by RNA polymerase II; positive regulation of dendrite morphogenesis. The record is from RefSeq and is a predicted model, not a curated record. The transcript is spliced from 10 exons. Lineage: Eukaryota; Metazoa; Chordata; Aves; Charadriiformes; Scolopacidae. The coding region runs from base 840 to 2057 and encodes 405 amino acids. Gene Ontology annotation, molecular function: transcription coactivator activity.
UACGGGCUGUACUGGGUAGGGAGCUUUUGCCAGAGGCAGAUCUAAAUUUGUAAAUACUGUUGUUAUUUUCUCCAUUCACCCACCUGCAGAAAGCUUGCCGCAGUCACAAGAAAGCAGGGGGAGAACAGACAAACUACUGUAUUUGAAAUUUGAAAACAAAUCAAAGGGUAUUUUAAGCUUUUAAUUGUAUUGUUAAGUCCAUUAAGUAAAGGUCAGUGGUCAUUUUGCCCAGCAGCCCUGAUCCCCUUGGAACGAGCCAGUCACUAGAAUUUAUUCAAUGAUGCUGAGCCAGCAGCCUCUGAUACACAUAAAUUAACUGAUGUAUAAUAACUCUGUGCUUUCAUUUUAAGCCCUCCCUGCAUUAGAACUGAACUACCCCAAAGGGUACACUGGGAUGCAGUUCUCUUGAACAUGGUUUCAGCAGAUCCAGUAAUGCAAAUUUUACACUUCCUCAAGCUCAGUAGUCAGCACACGCAGGAAAACCUGUAGGUUUAAGUUGCUUGAAAGUAUCUUUCUUAUUUGAAAGUAGGCACGGUGGUAAAAUCCGAAGUUUUGGGAAGGGCUGGGUGGUGUUUUCGGACGAGGCAGAGGUAUUUCAUAGUGAAGGUAUUUUCCUUCUUCAGCAGAAAAAUCUCUCUGCCAUUUACGGAGCAGAAAAGGUAAGUCCAUUAAUUCUUCUGUGUUGCGUAUUUCAAUUAACUCCUUUAAAGAUAAUGGUUCAUAAGGGAAUGACUUGAAAAGCACAAUGUUGUGGCUCAACAGAGUCACGUGCAGGUACUUCGUAAUGUCCUGAGGCAGCAAAACUGCACGAAAACACCAGCCACUGCCAAGAAGGGUGAAUGUGGAGCAUCACAAAACCACGGGGCUUUAACAGGAUUCUCCCAGUAACGUGUUUUGAUCGUAUUUCUUUCAUGCAGAUGCUAGAUGAAAAUCACCACCUAAUACAGUGUAUUAUGGAUUAUCAGAGCAAGGGGAAAACCGCAGAAUGUACUCAAUACCAACAAAUCUUGCACAGAAACCUGGUUUACUUGGCAACAAUAGCAGAUUCUAACCAGAACAUGCAGUCUUUGCUUCCUGCUCCACCAACGCAAAACAUAAACUUGGGCCCCGGAGGAAUGACUCAGAGUGCAUCCAACCAGGCUCUCCAUUCGCAGAGCAAUCUCAGCGAUGCCAUUGGGACGGGCCUUCCUCCUUCCUCCCUCAUGCAGAGCCAGAUUAGCAACGGUCCCAAUCACGUGUCUAUGCAGCAGUCAGGCCAGAACACUAUGCCCACGACCUCUCUGAGUAUGACUGUCAGCAGUCAUGGAACUGGGCCUGGUUAUAGCCAUACAGUGCCUGCAUCUCAGAAUGUGCCAAUGCAAGGCCAGGGGUCAAUAGGCAAUUAUGUCUCUCGAACAAACAUCAACAUGCAGUCUAAUCCAGUCUCCAUGAUGCACCAGCAAGCAGCGACGUCGCACUACAACUCUGCGCAAGGAGGCAGCCAGCACUACCAGGGGCAGUCCUCCAUCGCCAUGAUGAGCCAGAGCAACCAGGGCAACAGCAUGAUGGGGCAGCGACCCAUGGGCCCCUACAGAGCUUCGCAGCAAGGUUCCUCGCAGCAGUACAUGGGUCAGGAAGAAUAUUACAGUGAACAGUACAGUCAUGGCCAAGGCUCCUCAGAACCCAUGAAUCAGCAAUAUUAUCCAGACGGCCAUGGUGAUUAUGCCUAUCAGCAGUCAUCCUAUACUGAGCAGAGCUAUGACAGGUCGUUUGACGACUCCACACAGCAUUAUUACGAAGGAGGAAAUUCUCAGUACAGCCAGCAGCAGGCAGGGUACCAACAGGGAGCUGCACAACAGCAAACGUACUCCCAGCAGCAAUACCCAAAUCAGCAAAGUUACCCGGGACAACAGCAAGGAUACGGACCUGCACAAGGAGCCUCUUCACAGUAUUCCAGCUACCAACAGGGACAGGGGCAGCAAUACGGAAGUUACAGAGCUUCUCAGACAGGCCCGUCCGCUCAGCAACAGAGGCCUUACGGCUACGAGCAGGGACAAUAUGGAAAUUAUCAGCAAUAAAAGAAUACGAUCCCGUGUCAGAUUCAUUUCAAUAGUAUCUCCAUCUUUUGAACUGGAUGUACAGGCAGUUUUGAUUAAUUGUAAUAUGUUGGUUACCCCUUAGCACAAAGCAGCGUCUGUAUGUGAACAGUGUUCAUUUCAUGCUGGAUAUGAAGCAGUGCACUACUGGUAACAAGACAAUGCUUUAAUGGUUUGAUAUUUGGUAGUGUGUAUAGUACUGUAUGUUGAUACAAUGCAGAAGUUUUCCAUUUACCCCCCCUACCCUGCCCCAUUCUUGAUGUUUCUAAAUAGCUUUAGGAUCAUUUGAUCACAGUUGUGCCCCAUUCUGGAAAACAGCCAGGUUAUUCUGCAGUCUGGCUCAAUACAAAGCCAUUCACUCACAGCUCGGUCCAGGGAAGUAUCCUGUGGGAGGUUAUUGAUGGUUUUUAACUGAAUGCAUUGAAAGAAUACCUGCCAGCCUCUCAAAUCCAUGGCUCUUAACUUUACUUCUUCAGAGUAAGGGCAUGGAUACAUCCUUUAGGUGAAGACAGUUCUAUGCUAGAUGAUAAAAAUUAAAACGAACUGCAAUUUCUGCAAUAGCUACCUACCCAAGUCUUAUAAUUCAGUAAUCUGCCUAAGUCCACAUUUCUGUUGUAAAAGGUACAGAAAGAGGAUCAAAACCUGUAUUCAAGGAAAUGUUAAUCACUAGAGGCACCUUUUAUAUAUCCAUGUAAACUAAAGUAUUUCUCUCAUGGAAAGAAAAAUAGAGGAGAGCUCUGAGAUCUGCAGUGUCAGCCUACUAGAUGUCAAUAUUGCUUCAUAUUGUGCUUAGCUGAGAAAAACAUCUGGCAAAACUCCAGUCUUAAACAUGCUACUCCAAAUUUUAUAACUCGCAUAUACAUUUUCAUGCCAAAUUAUGCAAGCAGGUGGCUGGCAUCCUUCAUUAUUUCUGAUUCUUCCAUUGCCCUUGCUCAGAUUUUCCAGCAAGCAUUAUAACCAUAAAUAUUGUCAAAUCUCUUGGUCGACUGUUCUUACAGCUCAUUAUCAUUUUUAUUUUUCUCCUGUAGCUUGACAGAAAUAGGUCAGAAGUAAAAGGAAAAAAAAAUCCAUCUUCAUUGCAGAUAAGAAAGUAAAUUCAGCUUUAAUUGUGAAACAAUAUUAUGCAUAUAGAGAGGGGAACUAUUAAUGGGGUCAACCAGUGAGAGAAUACCUAUAGGGGGAGAACUUAGAAAUAAAAACUAGUGGUAUGUAAAAGCCAGUAUGAACAAUGUAAGUCACUUCUAUUGAGUUUUAUAUGUUCUUAUAAAGUGUUGAAAAAAAGCACUUCUAAAGUGCUUAUAUAAGUGCUGAAUGAAUUACCAAUUUUCUCAGAGGCAAAAGGCGAGGAUGACUAUACUCCAUGAGCAUUUUUUAACACAAGAUUAAUUGCACAUUUACAAUAUACAAUAAAUACACCCUCCGUAGGAUUUUCUCCUUUGUCUGAAACGGUGUAUUUACAAGAUUUCAAGUUCUAGUACUUUAUAUUUUAAAAAACCAAGACCACUGGAAUAAAAAAAAAGAUCUCUCAAUUCAUUACUUUUUUUUCCUGUAGUGGAAAGUCUUUAACUGAACAGCUGAAGAGUUUACUAUUAAAUGUUGUCCAAGCACUGCCCUUGCUACAUUAAUGAUUUCAAUUACUGAUGAAAAUUGAAGACAUUUUUUUAGUCAGUCUUCAUUUCUCUCACCUUCCCUGCUGGUGUUUUCAUACAAGUAAGUACUCUCAAAUAGCAAGGAACAGAAAAGAAGUAAGAUUGUUUUCUUUACAAUAUAUUAUUACAGGUAGCCAGAAGAAUGCAAUAUUGCUCUUUGCCAGCUUGGAAAUACGCCUUUUAUGUGGUUUUGGAAAGUGCUGAAAUACUUUUGGGAGAAUAUGAACAACACUUAAAAUGAAACAGCAACAUUACAUCAAUCUGAAAUGUCUUACAUUAAGAACUUCUUGAAUGUUGUGUAUAUAAUGUAUUUGAAAGAGCACUUUGGAAAUAGUUUGUACAUUUAUUUCCUAAUUUAUACAUGACUUUUGGUGUUAAUAUUUAUAAUUGUUAAUAACAAAAUGUUUAUUUAAUGUGUUGUCCAUUUUUAUGUAUUAAUGUGGAAACAAAGUGAUGCCAGCAUUUUGACCUCUUCCAUUAAUUGUAUCAUUUUCUGUUUUGUAAUACAGAAUGCUUGAAAAUUGUUUAGGUUAAAAAUUAUCUGAAAACGAA